GAUGUUUAAGAAACUUAUAUGUUUCUGGAUGGUAGUAAAGCUAUUUUGCAGCGAUACAACGGAAGAAGACUACAGCUAUGCAGAAUUACCUCCCAUAACAUUCAGCAGUAUGAACUCAACUUUAGAAGUACUAAAUGAACAUGGAGCAAACCCAAUGAAUAAACCAAUUGCUCUUCGUUCAUCGGAUUCACUUUCAGGACUUGGGAUCAGUGCAAAUCUGCUAGGAGUGCAUGCAGGCGCAGGUUUAGACCAUGACCGUAGAGGCUAUGAUAAUAUGUGCCAAGGGUUUAGUGCCAAACCUGCGGGAAGUCAAUAUCCAUACCCUUUGUAA
This is a messenger RNA of Homalodisca vitripennis (glassy-winged sharpshooter), 331 nucleotides long. RefSeq lists its product as uncharacterized. The record is from RefSeq and is a predicted model, not a curated record. The transcript has 2 exons. Bases 2 to 331 code for a protein of 109 amino acids. NCBI's taxonomy places the organism in Eukaryota, Metazoa, Arthropoda, Insecta, Hemiptera, Cicadellidae.